UGGAGUCCACUUGGCUCGAGAGAGGGUCAAGUAUUACAUGCCGCAAGAUGUUCCUCGCUGAUUGAUAUAGCAAUUGGUCAAAUCGGACGGGACAUUUUUACAGCUCAAUGAAAACGAGCUCAUACUCUGACACCCAACUCUAUCUAGAAAAGCUGACGAGUGUUGUAUCAGUCAUCGGCGUGAUACGCGUUUCGAUCAAUUGUCAGGAAGACGAGUGUUGGAUCAAUCAUCGGAAUGCCUCGUGCGAUUCAAUUGAUCCAUGUACCAGUGUAUCUGCCGACCGUUCUUGACUCAUAACGUCGGAUUCGGCACUCCAGCCGUGCGAAGUCGAAGAUUCAUCGGAUGUGCACGAUAGCGCACGAGCGUGUGCAGCGCGUCGGGCUAGACUUGCACUACAUUGUGUCCCCUCGGUGCGGAAGACUCUCUGCACACGUGGCACCACUAGGACGAUCUCCUGAGCGACAUCUAUUCGCAGGCGGCACUACGAACCUGAAAAAUCUCGCGCCUUUCGACGCUGCCGGAAACAACCGAGCUCGUGCAUGCGCGAGAUUCGCGUGGUCCAGCAAUGACAUGCCGCCUUCUUAUGAACAUGUGCGCUCCGGUCACAGCAUCAGUCCAAUCACACCAAACGGUUUUUGCUACCGUCGCACUGUGCAUGCACUCCACCCUACUCGCAUGACAGCCUAUGUAUCCUUUGCCGGGAUCCACCGACAGGAGGUAUAUCGUGAUGCAAUUGCAGCAGCUUCGAUACGUACGACGAUAACGAAGCCUCUUUCAAAGUUCCAUGACCCCUCUCGUGUACAAUUUGCGACCCUCGAACCUGUUGCAUUGUCUUUGUCUUACGUACAGCACACCGGUUUUGGGCCAAUUUGUACCACCUCGGGUCGUUGUUCAGAUCAACAACCGAACGUCAUACGUGUGAUACAUAUCAGGAUAAAUGGUCAUAUUACUAGACGUUCGUCCACAAAGUUCGAGAUCGCUGAGGCAAGGCUUAUGAGCGAUCUGCGUGACUGUACAGUCGUCCAUCGAAGACCAAAUACAACAGCGUUUCCGUACUCUUUGCAAGUCAAAGGUAAAUGUCAAUCAAGGUACAUUUCCAAGACUUGUAUAACCAUUACUGUCCAAGUCCCAACCAGCCCAGGAUACCACACCACGACAGCAAAGUUCACAAUCGCGCCGUUGUCGAGACCCUCUUCCACAAGAAUGGAACUGUCCUCCAACGACGCCGCCACCGCCAUCCGCAACAAACAAGAAUGGAUCCGAUCCUGCGAGAAAAAUGCCUCGCUGGCAUCGGACCCCGUCCAGGCGGAGGAGUGGCGGGCUCACGCACGCUAUGAACGGGUGGAGCUGAAAAGAAUGGAGGAAGCGGCUGCACAGGCUCGGCUCAAACGACAUCGUGAAGAGGCUCAACGACAACGGGAGAAGGAGCGCCAGCAGCAAGAGAGAGGGUUUCAGCAGCAAGAGAGAGAGUCUCAGCAGCAGGAGAGGGAGUUUCAGCAGCGUGAGGAGCACCGGCACCGGCAUGGAGAGGAGCAGCGUCUGGCGAGGGAGGAACGGGUGGUGAAUUGA
Molecule: messenger RNA, 1569 nt
Organism: Dissoconium aciculare CBS 342.82
Lineage: Eukaryota; Fungi; Ascomycota; Dothideomycetes; Mycosphaerellales; Dissoconiaceae
Exons: 4
Coding region: 343-1569 (408 amino acids)
Source: RefSeq, a predicted model, not a curated record